GCGUCAAACAUUAACAUACAUUGGAGGUCAAGCCACGGUAUAAAUACCGCUGCGCGCUGAAUGAAGUUAGUCAUCCUCCAACAAGAGAAACUUAGCGAGAUACCAAGAAACAACUUCUCACUUGAUUUUUUAAACAGCUAUUCGUUUGUGAUGAGUGGAUUAUUUAUGAAUUACUUCUGGGUGGCGGCAGCCUUCUCUGUCCUUCUGACGCCGGCACUGAGUUCGCCCUUGCUGGCACAGGAGCCAAUCCGCUGCGCCCCGUGCACGCCGGAGAGGCAGUUGGAAUGCCCGGCGGUCGCGCCGGAAUGUGAGGAGGUUCUCCGGGAGCCGGGCUGCGGGUGCUGCCUUGCUUGCGCUCUGAAGAAGGGCGACUUUUGCGGAAUCUACACGGCGCACUGUGGCUCCGGCUUGCGCUGCACGCCAAGACCCGGGGACACCCGACCCCUCCAUUCACUCACGCGGGGGCAAGCCGUCUGCGUGGAGAUCUCCGAAGCUCAGCGAAGCCAAGCAACUGCAAGUGCAGAUCAGAGUGAGUUAGAAGCAGAAACCAGAAACGGCGCCGCCACACCUGACCAAGUACCAAUCUACCUCUCCGGAAAUAACAAGCCCUUUGAUCCGAAGGCUGUUGCGGAUGCUCAGGAAAGCAUGAAAGCCAAGUUCAACGCCAUCCGAAAGAAACUCGUGGAACCGGGCCCCUGUCACAUCGAGCUGCAGCGAGCCCUGGAGAAGAUAGCCAAAUCGCAGCAGAAGCCGGGCGACAAGCUGACCAAAUUCUACCUGCCCAACUGCGACAAGCACGGCUUCUACAAGGCCAAGCAGUGCGAGUCUUCACUGGAUGGCCAGAGGGGCCGGUGUUGGUGCGUGUCUUCCUGGAAUGGGAAGAGGAUCCUCGGGUCCAGCGAUCUCACGGGGGAUUCGGAGUGCCAACAAGAACUCACACACUGACAUCACUCAUCCAUCCUACAACACACACACACACACACACACACACGCUCACCUGCAGGCACCGACACGCACAGGCACACUCUCCUUCGCGUGCACCGAUGGAUCUUCUUUUGAUACCUUUCUUAUUUAUUUAAUGUUCAUCUUUGAUUCAGGUACACUGUCUUUUGAUUGUUAACACUGUGGUUCCCAGAAAUUAAAUAAGAAAACUAUUUUUCUGAAAGGAAACAAAAUAAUCAAAAUGUAUUUACAUGAACUAUAUGGCCAUAUUUAUUUUAAACGUAAUGUAAACAUUCUAGUAUUUAAUAUUUGUAAUUAUUUUAAGGAUAUUUAUAUAUACAUGUUUGCUUUAUUACUUUUUUGUAUGGAUGUAUAUAGGAGAAGUGUUUAUUUCUGGGUUCUGACUACGUAACUCCGUGAGUGGGCAUACCUCAUGCUGUCCUAUCUCAAGGUCUUUUCAGUUUUAUUCUUGAAUGAAUGAUUACAGAGCCAAGCAACUGCAAGGCAACAAACUCGGGUUUCGAUGGAGUGGAGUGUCUUUGUUAUGCUGUACUGAUGUGCUGAAAGAACUGAGAAUUUCUCAGUACUGUAUGAAUACACCAUUGAAAAAAAAAAUAUAUAUAUACACAUAUAUAAUUUUUAAUUAUAAUAAUUUUUUUUUUUUUUUGCGAACGAACUUGCCAUCGUCCGAUCGAACCUGUGGCGCAGACUAGCUGAUCCUAGGCCUGGACGUUAACUCUCGAGCGGGUAUUGACUUUUACCUACCUCUGUUUUACGUUGUAUUUUAUACUUUUUUUUUUUCUUCCUUGCAGGCCAUUUUAAAAACUCUUUUUUUUCCCCCCUAGCUGUAUGAAGAAAAAGCACUCGAUCGGUUUGCUAGCGUUAGCAUGUCACUUUGACGUUCAGAAGUAGCUUGAUUCUGGUUGCUAUUGAAACGUCUGUGCAAAGUGAGCGCGCGCGCCCCCCCCACCUGACCCCACCCCCGCACUGUAUUACACAGAUUUCUCCUUGUUACUGAAUGCUUCACAGAGUGCUGCUAUUUUGUUGUUGUUGUUGUUGUUGUUGUAUUCCAAAAGCAACUAUCCAAUCACCUGUAUGUAUACUUUUGUAAUUACAACAUUCUGUAAAUAUAUAUAUACUGUAGAUAUAUAUAUAUGCAUAUAUAUAUAUAUUUAAUAAAUCUGUAAACCUCA
Molecule: messenger RNA, 2135 nt
Organism: Anguilla rostrata (American eel)
Lineage: Eukaryota; Metazoa; Chordata; Actinopteri; Anguilliformes; Anguillidae
Gene: igfbp1a
Product: insulin-like growth factor binding protein 1a
Exons: 4
Coding region: 61-945 (294 amino acids)
Biological process (GO): regulation of insulin-like growth factor receptor signaling pathway
Cellular component (GO): extracellular region
Molecular function (GO): insulin-like growth factor I binding; insulin-like growth factor II binding
Source: RefSeq, a predicted model, not a curated record